Messenger RNA from Aspergillus wentii DTO 134E9, 1665 nucleotides. RefSeq names its product MFS transporter. The transcript has 2 exons. Bases 1 to 1665 code for a protein of 554 amino acids. The record is from RefSeq and is a predicted model, not a curated record. Gene Ontology annotation, biological process: transmembrane transport. Gene Ontology annotation, molecular function: transmembrane transporter activity. NCBI's taxonomy places the organism in Eukaryota, Fungi, Ascomycota, Eurotiomycetes, Eurotiales, Aspergillaceae.
AUGCAGGCCUAUCUCCAGUACCGUCGCAUUGGUCACGCAGUUCGCAGGCAGCUCGACGAUGGUCUCCCAGAGCGGGUCCGCUCGGGAUCUGGCCUCCAGGGGAAAGAGCAAAAUGCUUCGCUAGACGCUAAUGACAUUAACCUGAGUGAGCCCGUGUUGGCAGGUAUCCAAGUCCAGCAACACGAUAACAAUGGAUCGCAUUCUCAGAUUCUCCUCGUCGGAUGGGAACACGACCAUGAUCCCCUCAAUCCGCGCAACUACAGCCUGGCCUGGCGUCUCUCUGCCACCUUGGUAGUGUCCGCCAUGGCUUUCAUCGUCGGAGCGGCCUCGUCUAUUGAAUCGGGUGUACUGCCGCAGAACAGCGCCGCCUUUGGAGUCAGCGAGGUCGUCGCAUCGCUAGCCACGGGUCUCUACCUGCUCGGUUUCGCUGCGGGGUCCCUCGUCUCUGGUCCCUUGUCCGAAAUCCUAGGUCGUAACGUCGUCUACGCCGGAUCGCUGACCUUAUUCAUGAUCUUCGUCAUGGCCACCGGUUUAGCUCCCAACAUCGGCGCGCAGCUCGCCUUCCGUUUCCUGGCUGGUGUCUUUGGCUGUCCCCCGCUGACUUGCGCCGGCGGCACCGUGGCCGAUCUGUGGGAUCCUCUAGAGAAAACUCUCACCUUCCCUCUAUACGCGAUCCUGUCCUUUGGCGGACCCAUCAUGGGCCCAACCAUCGCCUCAUACAUGGGCCAGGGCACGCUCUCCUGGCGUUGGACCAACUGGAUUAUCCUCAUCGGCUCCGGUCUCAUCCUCGGACUAGUCAUCCUCUUCCAACCAGAGACCUACGGUCCGCUUCUCCUUAAAUGGAAGGCCCACCAUCUCCGGACAGCAACGGGCGAUAACCGCUACCACGCCCCAAUGGACCUCCAACAGACAGCCCUCUUCUCCCGCAUGUUUACCGCCUGCCGUCGCCAAUUCGAACUCACCUUCCACGAACCCAUCAUCCUCCUCAUCUCCCUCUACAUGACCGUCAUCUACAUCGUGCUUUUCACCUUCUUCGACGGCUACCCGUACAUCUUCACCGACGUCUAUGGUAUCUCGCAGGGUCUCACAAACAUCGUCUGGGUGGCUAUGUACGUGGGCAUUCUAUGCGCUAGCUUCCUCGUCCCCGUCAUCUACCACUACACGAAGCGCGAGUUCCAGGAAUUAGCCGCUGCCCAGAAAGCUGACCAACCGGCCGAAGAGCAAGAGAAGGAUCUGGGCAAGAAGAAUAUCCACUCUCGUCCGGAGAAUCGGCUCUGGUUCGCCAUGUCUGGUGCACCGUUGAUUCCUAUCGGGUUGUUCUGGAUGGGUUGGACGGAUUAUAGCUCCAUCUCCAUCUGGUCCCCUAUCGUCGCGUCUGCCGUUUUUGGUUUCGGAACCAUCACCGUCUUCAUCUCCAGUUACAUGUACGUUAUCGACUCGUACGACAUCUACGCCGCCUCUGCAUUAGGCUUCAUGACUGUGUCACGGUACUGCGCCGCCGGUGGGAUGACCGUUGUCGGGAUCCCGUUUUACAAGAAUAUGGGGGUGCACUACACGUUGACGAUUUUGGCAUGUAUCAGUUCGGUCAUGACGCUGGUGCCGUAUGUGUUUUAUCGGUAUGGUAAGACGAUUCGGGGAUGGAGUCGGUUUGCUGUUGCUACUUAA